CAACAAGAAGUCUUGUGACUUCUUGUUGAUUCCACUCAAGAUCAACCUAUAUUGUUUUGUGGCUCACGAGAAACAACCAUGCCUCAUGUGGUGGUGAAGCAAAGAUCACAAAAUUUGGAUUUAUGAGUGAAAAGCUAAAAGGCAGAAGGAAAAAAGGUAAUCUUCACUAUUAGGAUUUACAGCUCUGAGAUACUGCCAAAUGGGGCAAAGACUAAUGAGAGAAAAGCAGAUGGAUCCUAGCUUCAAGUGGGCGGACCUCCCUCUGCUUCACCUAGAUUGGCGGGGAGAAUUCACCAAUGGGGAGCUCUAGGAGGAGGACCUAGAACAGCAGCGGCUUGAGGAAGAGGAGCAGAUUUCAAGUUGGCAGCGGUGUGGGCUCCAUGUGGGGGAGGGGUAGCAGGUUUUUCUCACUGGAUCUCUGAAUUCUGAGGCCCCCUCCACCAUGGCAAGCCGGGGUGGGGGCCGGGGCCAGGGUCGGGGCCGGGGCCAGUUGACCUUCAAUACAGAGGCUGUGGGCAUUGGGAAGGGGGAUGCUCUGCCGCCAUCUACCCUGCAGCCUUCUCCACUCUUCCCGCCAUUGGAGUUCUACCCAGUGCCUCUGCCCUCAGGAGAGGAAGGGGAAUAUGUCCUGGCACUGAAGCAGGAGCUACGAGGGGCCAUGAGGCAGCUCCCCUACUUCAUCCGGCCAGCUGUCCCCAAAAGAGAUGUGGAACGUUACUCAGACAAAUAUCAGAUGUCAGGACCGAUUGACAAUGCCAUUGAUUGGAACCCUGAUUGGCGACGUCUACCCCGGGAGCUAAGGAUCCGAGUGAGGAAGCUACAGAAAGACCGGUCCACCAUUCUAGUCCCCAAAAGGCCCCCUAAAACCACAGAAUAUAAGGAGGAAACAAUACAGAAACUAGAGACCCUGGAGAAAAAGGAGGAAGAAUUAACUUCAGAGGAAGAUGAGGAGAAAGAAGAAGAAGAGAAGGAAGAGGAAGAAGAAGAGGAGUAUGAUGAAGAAGAACAUGAAGAGGAAACUGAUUACAUCAUGUCAUACUUCGACAAUGGAGAGGACUUUGGUGGUGACAGUGAUGACCAUAUGGAUGAGGCUAUAUACUGAAAAAGGACCCUAAACAACAUUCUGGAUCUUCAUAUAUUUCUAAUUUAAGAUACAGAGAGUAACUGUCUCUAUUAUUUGGUUUUGUGGACAAGGAAAUAAUUUGCUCUGAGUCCAGAUAAUCUGUUUGGUCCCUAGAAAUAGAAAUGGAGAAUGACAACAGACGUCUUCUACCCUUCCCCUCCCUCUACCCUUGUACCACUUCUGAUAUCUUGGAGAAAGGGCAGAGGACCAAUGUCUUAAUUGUAUGAAAGGGUGAAGGGAAGGUCAAAAGAAGAAAUGGAAUUAUUGGAUCUGAGACAGCUGUACAUAUGCCCUUACCCAUUUUUUAUAUAGUUCUUUGUGGAGAUAACUGGGGGUGGGAGCAGUUAAGAGGAUUAAGGCCAGUUUUAUAUUUUUAAAUAAAAUAUUUUUAUCUGUCUCUGUAUUCAGGGUGAGGCCUGAUGGGAGAGGGCUGGAGAAAUGAAGGGGGUGCUUAGCUGAACCAUUCUCUCCUUACCUGUCAGUGUCCAGUGUGAUACCCUGGGGAUUACAGCCUUCCUAUCUUUUGCCCCUUCCCUCCCACCACAAUGGUGGGACAUAUGCUCCCAAUCUAGCCCUGCCCAGGAACAUUCAGGAAAUUCAUCUGCAAGGCUGUGAAGAGUGAGUAGUAGGAAAAAAUAGCUCACACCCUAAGAUCAGCUGACUUCUGAGCCUCUGGUCCUCAGGCCACAGGCACAGGGUUGUGCUUUUUCACAUGUGUUCAUAGGAACACAGGCCCUCUCUUUCCCACACUUGACCUUGAUCUUGUCCAUGUUUACAAAGAAUGACUGCAGCUAUUUUUUGUGGGGAGAGUCAAGAAAGCCAGGUGUGGGAGGAAAUAGGGAGGAGGUACUGAUUAUUCUUCAGCACAGUCACUGUCUUCCAGGCCCUGGAGA
Phyllostomus discolor (pale spear-nosed bat) is the source of this 2016-nucleotide messenger RNA. RefSeq names its product RNA polymerase III subunit GL (gene POLR3GL). Bases 443 to 1102 code for a protein of 219 amino acids. Gene Ontology annotation, biological process: transcription by RNA polymerase III. Gene Ontology annotation, cellular component: RNA polymerase III complex. The transcript has 10 exons. The record is from RefSeq and is a predicted model, not a curated record. NCBI's taxonomy places the organism in Eukaryota, Metazoa, Chordata, Mammalia, Chiroptera, Phyllostomidae.